CUCGUUUAUUGAUUGAUCAAUGUGGUCUGUGCAUGUUGCAAAGAAAGAAACCGGUCCAUAGAGUACAAAUGCCAGGUCACACACUUCGUUAGCAGACACCGACCCACACACAUCGUCUCACAUCGUUCCCAGCACCAUCCGUCACAUCACCCCUUAGUAUACGACGGCGCCCCGCCCCACCCACUGCUCUCGCGAUAGUCCUGGUACCGCUGGGGCUCGCCCUCAAACCGGCCGAACUCCGCCCGCAUGCUGAGCGGAUGAAACCAACACACACGGCAGGGCAGGAUGUGAGAAGACAGGAUGCUGCAUAUGUGCGUUUGGCACUUACGCAGGAUCGCUGCGGCUGUACUUGGGCAGCAAGACCUGACAAUACACACACACAUAGCAACAAUCCCAUACACACGCUGGCGCUCUCUCUGUGUGUGGGUGGUGUGACCUUGUCGACGACGCCGUAGAGUUUGGCCUCGUUUGCCGUCAGGUAAAAGUCACGCUGCAACACACACACCCAUACCCACAAUCGUCACGGUCUCUCAAUCACAUGAAGGCCAUCUCCUGUGUGUGACCUCGAAGUCCUUCUUGAUCUUGGUCAGCGACUGUCCGGUGUGCUGUGCCAGCUUGGCCAGCAUCUACACAUCCAUCCAUCCACAUAUUGCACUGGGACAUUGCUCCUCCCUUUCUCCGCCCUCCCUGUCUGUGUCUGUGUGUCGUUUACCCGUUCGUUAUCCUUAUAGUUUUCGGCCACGUCGAUGGCGAGGUCGGUGGCCUGCCCCCGCAUGCCCUCCUCCAUGCCCGUCUUCUGCAUCAAGAAACGCGCGUUGGGCAGACAGAAUCGCUGGCCCUGCACACAAACACCCACACACACACACACAGCAACAAGUCGCUCGGAUAAGUGCGCAUCGGAGGCUUGAUUUGGUUGCAUGCGUAUCUACCGGUGUCCCCGCGGCGCAGAGGAAGGCACCCAUCCCGGUGGCCAGACCUGGCACAGAGGGAGAAUCCGACAGGCAGGGUUCUCAGACGAGCUUGUGUAUGCGUGUGAUCUCUCUCUCUCUCUGUCCUACCAAGGUUGAGUGUGCUGAUGGGGCACUCGACGCCUAUCAUGGCGUCGUAAAUGGCCAAUGACGGCUUCAUCAGUGCGCCCUGAUAGACAGACACCAUACACAAAACAAGCGCACACAAACAUAGUGAUUGCACGUCAGGAGAGUCGCAUGAGCGUUGGCUGGCUAAGAAGUGCUCCCUCCCUCCCUCCCUCCCUCCCUCACCGGCACGUUCAUGUAGAGACUGAUUGGCCGCGUGGAGUCCUCAGACCUCAGGUAAAGCAAUGUGGCGAUGAUCUGCACACAUACGCAACGCAUCAAUUGCUUGACGCACUGCAGUUAUCCCUCUCAUUUCCACGCACACAGACACCCACCUGAUUCGCGGCCUCCUCGUCUAGGAAUCUUCCGACAAAGAUUACCCGGUCGCGCAGCAGCCGCGUGUUGAGAUCCACCCACGUAUAAAAGUCAGAUCCAGGCGGUUUGUAAGGCACCUGAACACAACACAUCCAGAAGAGUCGUGUUGCUGAUCUCUCGAUGAUUGCGCACCUGUGGCGUUGUGCUGGGCAUCAUCACAGGCGUCCUCCUCGCUCCCAUCUGUGUCCUCCCUCGCCGCCUUCUCAUUGACUCGCGCAAUGAAGAGCCGCCCAGCGACCUGAAAGCUGCCUCUGAUCCCCUUGAUCUUGCCCAUGGAGCGUCUGUGGUGCUUGCCAAUGAGCUGACAGCACUGCACAGGCAGAGGCAAGCGAGAAAUCUGCGGGAUAGAUGGGAUGAGGUCGGUCGGGAGGAAGAUGCAGGUGACGGCUCCAUAGCGGACGAUGAAGGGCGUGGUACUAAGCACAUGGCAGCGCCAAACGGGCCCAGAUCAGCUG
Molecule: messenger RNA, 1903 nt
Organism: Vitrella brassicaformis
Lineage: Eukaryota; Vitrellaceae
Source: the annotation of a GenBank genome assembly